Papaver somniferum (opium poppy) is the source of this 2562-nucleotide messenger RNA. Its product is annotated as oligopeptide transporter 7-like. The record is from RefSeq and is a predicted model, not a curated record. NCBI's taxonomy places the organism in Eukaryota, Viridiplantae, Streptophyta, Magnoliopsida, Ranunculales, Papaveraceae. The transcript has 7 exons. Gene Ontology annotation, molecular function: oligopeptide transmembrane transporter activity. Gene Ontology annotation, biological process: transmembrane transport. Bases 105 to 2414 code for a protein of 769 amino acids.
CUUUGAGAGAGUUUAAAGAGCUUGAACGAUGUUGUAUCAUCACCAAUCAUGCCCCCCAACUAACUUUUAUCCUCGAAAACCUCCGAAAGACAAACCAAACAGAAAUGGAAUCUAACGAAUUUCAAGCUCCUCUAAUUUCAAAGGUCUUCCACAACGAUGUCCACAACCGACCAUCAUCAUCCACUUCGAAUUCAAACUUUAGAAAUGAUCAGGAGGAGACGUCUGUUUCUGAUUCAUCGGAAAGCAAUUCACCGAUCGAGCAAGUCGCGCUUACGGUACCUAUCGAUGACGACCCGACGUUACCUGUCUUGACAUUCAGGAUGUGGGUCUUGGGUACCUUAGCCUGCGUGCUUCUAUCGUUCCUUAACCAAUUCUUUUGGUAUAGGAAAGAACCAUUGUCCAUCACUUCAAUUUCAGCUCAAAUUGCAGUUGUCCCGCUUGGUCACCUUAUGGCUUCUAUCAUCACUGAUCGGGUGUUCUUCAAAGGCAACAAAUGGGAAUUCACUCUUAAUCCGGGUCCGUUUAAUGUCAAAGAACAUGUCUUAAUUACUAUAUUUGCUAAUUCCGGAGCUGGAAAUGUUUAUGCUGUCCACAUUAUUACGGCUGUCAAGAUCUUUUACAAGAAGAAUUUGACAUUCUUUGUUUCUUUGAUCAUUGUUGUCACCACUCAGGUAUUGGGAUUUGGAUGGGCGGGAAUAUUCCGGCGCUACUUGGUGGAGCCAGCGGCUAUGUGGUGGCCACAGAAUCUUGUUCAGGUCUCUCUAUUCAGGUCUUUACAUGAGAAAGAGAAGAGGGGCAGGUGGUCUAAUUCUGGAGAAAGAAAAGGACUCACCCGCAAUCAGUUCUUCUUAAUUGCACUUGUCUGCAGCUUUGCCUACUACGUUUUUCCAGGAUACCUUUUUCCAAUGCUGACUUCCCUUUCCUGGAUCUGUUGGAUAUUUCCUAAUUCUAUCUUAGCCCAACAAAUUGGUUCCGGACUUCAUGGGCUUGGUGUUGGUGCUAUUGGACUUGAUUGGUCUUCUAUAUCUUCUUACUUGGGGAGCCCACUUGCUAGCCCAUGGUUUGCAACAGCUAACAUUGCAGUUGGUUUCGUACUUGUCAUGUAUGUCAUAACUCCAAUCACUUACUGGCUCAAUAUCUACCAGGCUAAGACCUUCCCAAUAUUCUCUGAUGGUCUCUUCACAUCAACUGGCCAAAAGUACAACAUCUCUGCAAUUGUAGACUCCAAUUUCCGCCUUGACGUUGAUGCAUAUGAGCGCAUAGGACCUCUCCGUAUUAGCACCUUCUUUGCCAUGGCUUAUGGUAUUUGCUUUGCGUGCCUUACUUCCACAAUUAUGCAUGUUCUCCUCUUUCAUGGCAGUGAAAUAUGGGGUUUGACCAAAGGGGCUAUGCAAGAGAAGAAUGUAGACAUUCACACGAGGCUAAUGAGGAGAUACAAGCAAGUCCCUGAAUGGUGGUUUGGGUGCAUUCUCUUGGUGAACAUCAUUGCCACAAUUGUUGCUUGCCAGUAUUACAAUGACCAACUCCAAUUUCCUUGGUGGGCUGUCUUGCUAGCAUGUGCCCUUGCCUUUUUCUUCACUCUUCCUAUUGGAGUAAUACGAGCCACCACGAAUCAGUCACCAGCCUUGAAUGUCAUAACAGAGUAUAUCAUUGGUUAUAUUUACCCGGAGCGCCCUGUUGCUAAUAUGUGCUUCAAGGUGUAUGGGUUCAUCAGUAUGAAACAGGGUCUUGCAUUUUUGGAAGACUUCAAACUUGGACACUACAUGAAAAUCCCCCCAAGAACAAUGUUCAUGGCUCAGGUCGUGGGAACUCUGGUAUCUGCAGUGGUUCACUUAGGAACAGCAUGGUGGGUCAUGGAAACAAUUCCUGAUAUUUGUGAUAGAGCAUUACUACCUGCAGGCAGCCCAUGGACUUGCCCAUCUGACCAUGUGUUUUAUGACGCAUCGGUUAUAUGGGGAUUGGUUGGGCCUCGGCGCAUAUUUGGAGAUCUGGGUUCAUAUUCAGCUAUCAACUGGUUCUUCUUAGCCGGUGCUGUAGCUCCUCUACUAGUUUGGCUAGCACACAAGGCCUUCCCUAGCCAGCAAUGGAUCCGACUCAUCACCAUGCCUGUGCUUCUAGGCGGCAUGGUAAACAUGCCCCCAGCUACCGCAGUAAAUUACACGAGCUGGAUCAUCGUUGCAUUCCUGAGUGGAUAUGUCGCAUAUAGGUACCAUCGUAAUUGGUGGAAGCGCCAUAAUUACGUCCUUUCUGGAGCACUUGAUGCUGGUCUAGCCUUCAUGGGCGUGUUGCUUCACGCAUUCCUUGGGUUGAACCGUAUCAGCCUCCAUUGGUGGGGUAGCGGCUCGGAUGGUUGUUCUUUAGCUUCUUGCCCUACUGCUCCAGGCGUUUUCAUCGAUCAUUGCCCAAUUCUUUAAUUGAUUCCGCUUGUAUUGUCUUUGACAAUCUCUUUCAUUUGUUUGUAAAAUGUUGUCAAAACGUGUAAUCAAAUAUCUGACUUUACCAUAACUUAAGCUAAAACACUGUGAAAAUUGUGAAUUUGCAUUGAGAGCAAUUGUUUGCAAA